This is a messenger RNA of Cadophora gregata, 1326 nucleotides long. RefSeq lists its product as uncharacterized. The record is from RefSeq and is a predicted model, not a curated record. Bases 1 to 1326 code for a protein of 441 amino acids. The transcript has 2 exons. Lineage: Eukaryota; Fungi; Ascomycota; Leotiomycetes; Helotiales; Ploettnerulaceae.
AUGAGUAUCGUUCAAGAUUUAUGCUUUGGAGAUCAGCACAUCAGAAGAGGCGUGCAAGGUUCACAUAAAAUUCAUGGUAGCCGAUUGAUCGCAAGUACCAAACUAUGUAUCGACAAACAUUGGGUUGAGAGUAGCAGUAAUCAAUGGCCCCCAUUGACCGAAUCGCACCUGAACUUCCUCAUCCAGCGCUUCGGACUGUGCUCCCCUUUACAGGAAAGAAUAACCCACUUUUCAAUCGACGCCAUCUUACAAGCAACCACAAUCUACCUCGACAAAACGGGAUGGACCAACAGGCAUGAAGACAGGCUUUGGGAGAAACUCAACCUGAAGAUCGGUUACCUACAUGCUGGAUUAACAGGGCAGCGAGACCAAGCUAUGGUAGACCACUAUUGCAAGGCAAGGCUGUACUCUCAUACGAUGCAUAAGAAGAAUCUGCCGACUCUGUCAUUGUACCGGAAUGAGAACUUGCAGAUGUCGCCAUACCGUCAACAGCUACCUCAUGCAUCGAGUCCAACUUUUCAGCCUACUGGAUAUACCGGGCGCACCGAGUCCCAGUACAGACCUGAGGUGAAGUCACAGCCUGUCAGGCACGCCAUGGAACUUUGGAUGUCGCUGAGUGCAAACGAGCAAGCGGACCUUCUCCGCUCACAACUUCGCGCCGCAAAGAACUUUAACACCCUGGCUAUGGUUGUGAAUCAGCAAUGCAAGACUUAUCAAGCUUCAAGAGCAAGGCGAAGCAGUCACGGGUCUCCGACCAAGACCUGCCACCCACUGGAUAUAAACAUUCCGAAUUCUAAAACGAAUACACAUACAAAUGCGCUGAGCAUAAGAACGGACAUAUCUCCAUCCUCAACGAUGACACCAAAAGCCAAAGAAUCAGCCAGCUCCAGUGGAAUUUCAAAAUCACCAGGGAUUGUAUUCGAUGGUCUCCCAUCGCCGACUGCGACGCCCCUGGAAGAACCAUGGAGCGCAACACCAUUUUCUCCCAGCCAUAGCGAUAAAGUCACCAGCCCUCUGCACAGUAUAGAUGACGACAUUCAGGAGAUAAAUGAGAUUGAUUUCACGGAAAAUGCCCCGGAGUCAAAGCAGGCACCUCUGACUGGCAAGUCCCUGGACGUCAAGUCAACAAUUGACCAAUGCAUCCGAGAGCUGGAGCUGAAGAGGAAGAGAGAGAAAGAUACUGUUCAGGAAGAAAAGGAGAAGAGUGACGAGGCAAAGGAGGAUGCGGAGCUAAGGCAGGAGGACGAAGGAAAUAUGAUACAGAGUGUUGAGGAUGAAGAAUCGGAAGAAAGAAAGAAGAGAUGCAAACUACAAGUAGAAAUCUGA